Molecule: messenger RNA, 3818 nt
Organism: Erpetoichthys calabaricus (reedfish)
Lineage: Eukaryota; Metazoa; Chordata; Cladistia; Polypteriformes; Polypteridae
Exons: 2
Coding region: 362-1495 (377 amino acids)
Source: RefSeq, a predicted model, not a curated record
GCGACGUAUUCAAUGCAUUCAGAACUGUGUCGAAGCUGGCAGCUGGAUAUGUCGGGACUCUGCCCAUGGAGCUCUCAGUAUUCCUUCUGUAUAGCGCAGUGGACGCACUAAUCUAAACGCUAAAGACUAUCUUCGUUCGGCUUGCUAUCGGCAGCUGUACCGCUUGUUCAAGGCGUUGUUAUUUUUCUUCCUAGCACCCAGGAUUAAUUAAACUUUUGAACAAAGACAAAUGAAGAAGUGAUACUUCAGCGGAGCUUAGCGAUACAUCACCGAAUUGCGCAGAGACGGACAGCGUUAAAAACUUUCCAAGCACUUAUCAGUUUGUAACGUUAUCUUAGCUUUCACCUCGCUUCGCACGGACAUGGCAGCGAAUCAAAGUGACAUCCUUCAGCUCUUGCUUCAUCAACCAGGGGGAAUUCCUAUUGAGAAACUCCCAGGAGCUUUUCUGUGGGUUUACAAUCGACCAUUGAUCCUUCCCAGACUUGGAGAUGGGUUUCUGGAAGGUCUGCUUCGUGUCAUGGGGAGUUCAGUCGUUUUUGAAGAAGAUGAAGGGGAGCUGGUAAUGAAGCCAAUCUUUCACUUUGCAGACUUUGCCAAUGUGGACUCCAACAUUUGCCUGAGCGGAAUGUUAAGAAAUGCAAGUUCUCUUCCUAAUCUCAACUCUGCAGUGGACUGGAGGCAGCUUGAAGGCCUCCCUGCACCUCCACGCAGCCCACCACACAUGGCCGACAUCUCAGCCCAGGUGUCAAAACCCUGGAUGCAGCGUACCUGCGAGGACCUUUCUGGUGGACACAGAGCACCCCUCAUGACUGAUGUCCAGGCUUGUUGGCAGCAAAACCAACCGAAGUUAUAUAGCGACAUACUGAAGGAGUCGAUAAAACAAAGGAGGAACAUAAGUCACUCGGUGGGCCCGCGGAAUUCUUCUCCAGUAGUGCAAGUCUGUACAUCUCAGAAAAGAGGAGAAUCCAGAAGACGUCCCAGCGCACCAUCAGAGAAACUUCAGACGGCUUCACAAAAAUUGCCACUGAAAUCAAAGAAAAAACAUAUGAAGGUGAAGUCAUCUAACCAAAGUUUAAGCAAACCCCACUUUAAUCCCCAAAGAAGACCAUCACAGACCCUACCUGCAGGUCAGGAAAGAGUGAACCCUCAGCUGACGAGCUCAGCCAUUAGAAAAGCGGCUCCACGCCAUUAUGCCGCGGCUAAUGUAGUGGCACCUUCAACUGCCAUGCAGAGCAUCUCUCAUCUGAAAAGCACCCUCCAUUCGAUUUUAUGGGAUAAAGAGGAGGGUCUUCCUAUCGCUCAGGUGAGGAACAUCUGCCUUUCUCAUCUGUCUGAGCCAUCUCUUCUCCAGGGCUAUUCAUCGAUUAAGGAUUUCUUGGAGACUAUGAAUGAUGUGGUGGCCUUGGAAGGAUAUGGAGUACAAACGAGAGUAUUUUCAGCUGGGCUCAAACCGGAUGCAGUUUGUUACUCACAACUCAAUUUAUUUACGGAUUAAAAUUCUUCACUUUAUGCUUCUUCAUUUAUAUGCAAUGUCAGAACCCACCCUCUUAGCAAAAGUGAAGCAUGGAUAAGGUGGCAGUCCAUCAUAAGAGUUGCCAAUCAAGUUUACACAUAUGUCUUCAGGCCGUGGAAGAGGAGUUUUUGGGAGAGUUGGCUGGCAUUUGUAUGGGUGGAAUAUUACAUAAAGAACAUGAAAACCCCACACUUGCAGUCUCUAAGCUGGGAUUCAAGUCCGCUUUAUGGAAUCUACAGCAACCACUGUUCAUGCAUCAAGAAAUGGAAAGCUGAAACAUCGGAGCUCCUCCAAAAAUGAUCACCUUAAUGGGGUGGUGGUUGUUUUUCAUUUUUAUUAUCUCAUGGAACCUAGAAGCAAGUCAAUUAAGAAGGGGAAAGUGCAACCCACCCACCACCCUACACACACCCUGCCCAAUCCCACUAAUACAAGCUUAGGAACAAAAACAAGACUGAAGUAUAUAUAUAUAUAUAUAAAGAAGUUAAAAAAAAUGUACAGAACUAAUAAGAAAGUAACCACACCACUCAAUGUGACAAGAAAAAUGACAAGAACAACAUCAAUGGGGUCGUAAUCCGUGGGUCUUCUCUGAUGAAUCAUUUGCCGUGUCGAUUUGCGAUCAGAUCGGACUCUGUAGCUUUCGUUUGUUCUUCUCACUUUAAGCCUUUCUUCUUCUGGCUGCUCCCAUUAGGGGUGGCCAAAGCAGAUCAUCUUCUUCCUUAUCUUCCUGUCCGUCCUCUCCAUCUUGCUCUGUUACACCCAUCACCUGCAUGCCCUUUCUCACCACAUCCAUAAACCUUCUCUUAAGCCUUCCUCUUUACUGGCAGCUCUAUCCUUAGUACCCUUCUCCCAAUAUACCCAGGAUCUCUCCUCAUGUCCAAACCAACACAAUCUCGCCUCUCUCGUCGUCCAACCUGAAGCCUUUCCACCCAUUCAGAAACUUUUUGUUAAAUCCUGCUGUUUUCUCUUCCAUGCUGAGCCAACAUCCUUUAGUGGAGUAGGUUUAUCUGCAAGUAACCUGAGGCCUCAUGCAUAACGGCGUGCGUAGAAUUCACACUAAAACAUGGCAUAUGGACAAAAGCAGAAAUGUGCGUACGCACAAAAAAAUCCAGAUGCAUGAAUCUAUGCGUAUGGCAACUUCCACGUUCUUCCGUUACAUAAGCCCCGGUCAGCGUGAAAAGUAACGCACGUGCACGCGCCUGCCGCCACUCACCAACUCCUCCCAAAAUCGCUAAAUUUGUUGAUGAGCUGAAUAUACAAUGCUUACUCCACAGCACAAUUACAGCAGACAAGGGCUCAAUGCUUGCUUUCAUUUUAUGGAGGUGAAGCUGAUGUUUUCUUUUUUUGCCAAGGGAGGAGUACUGUUAUGUUUUGUUUUGUUUUUUUAAGAAACUUGGUUUUUGCUUUUACCGGAUUCCUCACCUUAUCCCGGUUUUGUGUGUACAUGCAAAUGCACUCACUGACGUAAGAUCUUUCAAUGUCUUCUAAAAUGGCCUUCCGAGAAGGAUCUGUGGAAUAUUCUGGCCUGAAAAGAUUUCAGAAUGGGGAACUCUACAGGACGAUGAAAUGCCUAAGGGCAAAUAGUUGUCUAAAAUGACUUAAGCACACGUUAAGAAUGGACCAUGAGUGCCUUCCAAAAUAAACUCUUAGAUGGACUCUCAUUUGGAAAGAGGAAACAAUGACAGACAAAAACAACAUGGGCAAGGGAAAUAACAACUGAAGUAAAGGAGGUGAACCUUACCUGGAGUGAGACUCAGCAUGUGGUCAAAGACCCGGGUCAGAUGCAAGCAUGUCGUCCCAACUUUGGGACGAAGAGGACUUGUAGUAGUAGCAGCAGAAACAUUCUGAGCUUGACUGGAUGUUAGUUUGCAAGUGUUCGCUGAAUAGAGAGUGAUGAGUAGUGUUGAGCUGAAUGACUUCUUCUUGUCAUAAAUAAUCGGCGAUUCUAAAUAAGUAGCAGAUGACAUAUAGUAUGAACAUAAUUAUCAGACUUUGCUCAAUAAGUAACUAAGGGCAACAUGGGGACUUUUUGUAUGAUGACAGCCCCCCCUAAAUAAAUAUUAAUAAGAGUCUGCUGUUGCAUGUUAUAUGCACUUCUCAUUUUCCUAAUUAAGUGCGUCUCACUGACCCAGUCUUGUAUACGUUUAAGACAAUCUAAGGAAUUUUUAUUUAAUGUUUGCAAAAACCGAAGGACCAAAUCCAAAUUUGUAUUUCAAUGCACUUUAUGUUAAAAAAAUGAAAAUGUAAAUGUUGUAUAUUUUUAUUUUUGAACUUCAUUUUCAAUUUUGAUUAAAGCGGUACACUUUCA